AUUCGCUACCUUGUCCGAAAAUCUCAACUCAAAAAGGAUUCCAAAAGGUUAAAAAAGAAAUCUCCGCCGGUUUCUUCUCUCGCCGGCGUUUUGACAGUCGUCGUCACUGUUACCGUCUCAAAAGCUUACUAUUUCAGUUUAAAAAAAAAACCAUCAACCAGCUGAGAGAUCUUUGAAUCUCCUUCUUCUUUCAUCCCCGAUUUUAUUAUUAUAUAAAAAUUUCCGAGAGAUCUCCAGAAUUAAAAAAUUGAGGGUUAUCGUUGCCAUCAUAACGUGUAUUAGUAAAGCAGUAGUAGUGCUGAUGUAUUUGCUCACGACUAAGUCCCUUCCUCGUCUCUUCUUCUUCUUCUUCUUCUUCUCCUUAACUAGUUUGGCAACACGAUCACAUUGAUUCCUUCAUAAUCCGAUUUGUUAAAUUAAAGAAAUUGUUUUCUUCUCUCUGUCUAACAUACCUAUCGGUUGAAGAAGAUCUGAAGCUUAACCUUUGCUCUGUUACAGACUCUCAGGGAUCUGCCGGCUACAAAGUCCGGUGGAUUUUGCUAUUAUUAGACAAUGGCGUCUAAUAAUCAUUAUACAAACAGUAGAUCCAAUCUAUCAACAAACUCUGAUGCUGCUGAAGCUGGGAGGCACCAGCAGCCUGUGUCAAACACUGUCACAUUUGCCCGCAGGACUGCCUCUGGGCGCUAUGUCAACUACUCCAGAGAUGAUCUCGAUAGCGAACUUGGAAGUGUUGAUCUCACUAGCUAUACGGUUCAUAUUCCGCCAACUCCUGAUAACCAGCCUAUGGAUCCAUCCAUCUCUCAGAAGGUUGAGGAGCAGUAUGUGUCGAAUUCGUUGUUCACUGGCGGUUUUAACAGCGUGACUCGGGCUCAUCUUAUGGACAAAGUGAUCGACACGGAAACUAGCCAUCCGCAGAUGGCGGGUGCUAAAGGAUCGUCUUGUGCGGUUCCUGGUUGUGAUGUGAAGGUGAUGAGUGACGAGAGAGGUCAAGAUCUUCUUCCUUGUGAGUGUGAUUUCAAAAUCUGUAGGGAUUGCUUUGUGGAUGCUGUGAAAACUGGCGGGAUGUGUCCCGGGUGUAAGGAGCCUUACAGGAACACGGAUUUGGCGGAUUUUGCUGAUAACAAGCAGCAGCAACGGCCUAUGCUUCCGCCACCAUCGGGUGGGCCCAAGAUGGACAGGAGAUUGUCAUUGAUGAAGUCGACUAAGUCUGGUUUGAUGAGGAGUCAAACUGGGGAUUUUGAUCACAAUAGAUGGUUGUUUGAGACUAGUGGGACUUACGGUUUCGGUAAUGCUUUCUGGACAAAAGACGGGAAUUUUGGGAGUGACAAGGAUGGGAAUGGCCACGGUAUGGGGCCGCAGGAUCUGAUGAGCCGACCGUGGAGACCGCUUACUCGGAAACUGCAGAUUCCUGCAGGUGUUAUCAGUCCUUACAGGCUUUUGAUUGUUAUCCGAAUUGUUGUUCUUGCGCUUUUCUUGAUGUGGAGGAUUAAGCACAAAAACCAAGAUGCAAUAUGGCUAUGGGGAAUGUCUGUGGUUUGUGAGCUAUGGUUCGCCUUAUCUUGGCUUCUUGAUCAGCUUCCAAAGCUGUGUCCGAUUAACCGAGCUACGGAUCUCAAUGUUCUUAAAGAAAAAUUCGAAACACCUACACCGAGCAACCCGACUGGGAAAUCUGAUCUCCCAGGACUCGAUAUGUUUGUAUCUACAGCAGAUCCAGAGAAAGAACCUCCUCUUGUCACUUCCAACACCAUUUUAUCGAUUCUUGCUGCUGACUACCCUGUCGAAAAGCUUGCUUGCUAUGUUUCAGAUGAUGGAGGAGCGCUUUUGACAUUUGAAGCCAUGGCUGAAGCAGCGAGUUUUGCAAACAUGUGGGUUCCUUUCUGCCGUAAACACAAUAUCGAGCCGAGGAAUCCGGAUUCAUACUUUAGUCUUAAAAGAGAUCCUUACAAGAACAAAGUGAAGGCUGAUUUCGUUAAGGAUCGGAGACGGGUGAAGCGUGAGUAUGAUGAGUUUAAGGUUAGGAUCAACAGCUUGCCUGACUCCAUCAGGCGCCGUUCUGAUGCUUACCACGCAAGGGAAGAGAUUAAGGCCAUGAAGCUGCAGAGACAGAACAGAGAUGAUGAGGUAGUAGAGCCAGUCAAGAUUCCUAAAGCUACAUGGAUGGCUGAUGGUACUCAUUGGCCUGGCACUUGGAUAAAUUCUAGUCCUGAUCAUUCCCGCAGUGACCAUGCUGGUAUCAUUCAGGUGAUGUUGAAGCCGCCGAGUGAUGAGCCAUUACAUGGAGUGUCUGAAGGGUUCUUAGAUCUUACAGAUGUUGACAUUCGUCUUCCGCUUCUUGUCUAUGUUUCGCGCGAGAAGCGACCGGGUUAUGAUCAUAACAAGAAAGCAGGAGCCAUGAAUGCGCUGGUCCGAGCUUCUGCAAUUAUGUCCAACGGUCCAUUCAUACUCAAUCUUGAUUGUGAUCAUUACAUAUACAACUCUCAAGCUUUAAGAGAAGGAAUGUGUUUCAUGAUGGAUCGAGGUGGUGACCGGCUUUGCUACGUUCAGUUUCCGCAACGGUUUGAAGGUAUUGACCCAUCAGAUCGUUAUGCGAAUCAUAACACAGUCUUCUUUGAUGUGAACAUGAGAGCUCUUGAUGGUUUAAUGGGUCCGGUAUAUGUCGGAACGGGUUGUCUCUUUAGAAGAAUCGCGUUGUACGGAUUCGAUCCGCCCCGGGCUAAAGAACACCAUCCCGGAUUCUGCAGUUGCUGCUUCUCUCGCAAGAAGAAGAAAAGCCGUGUCCCAGAAGAAAACCGAUCUUUGAGGAUGGGUGGUGACUCAGAUGAUGAUGAAGAGAUGAAUCUUUCUUUGGUUCCAAAGAAAUUCGGAAACUCCACUUUCCUUAUCGAUUCAAUUCCGGUUGCCGAGUUCCAAGGUCGUCCUCUUGCGGAUCACCCAGCUGUGCAAAACGGACGACCACCCGGAGCUCUCACCAUUCCUCGCGAGCUUCUCGAUGCAUCAACUGUGGCAGAAGCCAUAGCCGUCAUCUCUUGUUGGUACGAGGAUAAAACCGAGUGGGGAUCUCGGAUCGGUUGGAUUUAUGGAUCUGUCACGGAAGAUGUGGUCACAGGUUAUAGAAUGCAUAACCGAGGCUGGAAAUCGGUUUACUGUGUGACCAAAAGGGAUGCUUUCCGUGGCACAGCUCCAAUCAACUUGACGGAUAGGCUUCACCAGGUUCUCCGAUGGGCUACUGGCUCGGUAGAGAUCUUCUUCUCAAAAAACAAUGCCUUCUUUGCUAGCCCGAGAAUGAAAAUCCUCCAGAGAAUCGCUUACCUAAACGUCGGAAUCUACCCGUUCACAUCAUUCUUCCUCAUAGUGUACUGCUUCCUCCCCGCUCUCUCCCUAUUCUCAGGCCAAUUCAUAGUCCAAACACUCAAUGUCACAUUCCUUGUCUACCUCUUAAUCAUCUCCAUUACACUCUGUUUACUCGCUCUCCUCGAGAUCAAAUGGUCAGGAAUCUCACUCGAGGAAUGGUGGCGAAACGAGCAGUUCUGGCUCAUUGGAGGAACAAGCGCUCACUUAGCCGCGGUUAUCCAAGGGCUGCUCAAAGUUGUUGCCGGAAUCGAAAUCUCAUUCACAUUGACAUCUAAAUCCGGAGGAGAGGAUGUAGAUGACGAAUUUGCGGAUCUGUACAUUGUGAAAUGGACAUCCCUCAUGAUCCCACCAAUCACAAUCAUGAUGGUGAAUCUCAUCGCGAUCGCGGUCGGGUUUAGCAGGACGAUAUACAGUGUGAUUCCGCAGUGGAGUAAGUUGAUUGGAGGAGUGUUCUUCAGUUUCUGGGUACUGGCUCAUCUUUAUCCAUUCGCUAAAGGGCUUAUGGGAAGAAGAGGAAGGACUCCAACCAUUGUAUAUGUUUGGUCUGGACUUGUUGCCAUCACCAUUUCUCUGCUUUGGGUUGCCAUUAAUCCACCUGCUGGUUCCACUCAAAUCGGAGGAUCUUUCACUUUCCCAUGAUUCAUAGGUCUGGUUUCUCAAAAUUCUCUAUCUUUUGAUCCCCUACAAAGAUGGAGACAGAGAUUGGCCAAGAAACACAAAAGUAUAGUUGAGCCAAAGAUAGAGCAAGUCAAGAACUUCUCUCAUUGUCUUUUUUUUUUUUGUCUGUUGAAAAAGGACAUUUUUUUAUUUGUCUUUUUAAAUUUUUGUAAUCUGUUGAUGGAAUUAUUUAUGCUACUACUGUUAAUCGACAAUUACUUUCAAUUUAA
Messenger RNA from Arabidopsis lyrata subsp. lyrata, 4238 nucleotides. RefSeq names its product cellulose synthase-like protein D3. The transcript is spliced from 4 exons. The record is from RefSeq and is a predicted model, not a curated record. Gene Ontology annotation, biological process: plant-type primary cell wall biogenesis; cellulose biosynthetic process. The coding region runs from base 553 to 3990 and encodes 1145 amino acids. Gene Ontology annotation, molecular function: cellulose synthase (UDP-forming) activity; mannan synthase activity. Gene Ontology annotation, cellular component: plasma membrane; trans-Golgi network. Lineage: Eukaryota; Viridiplantae; Streptophyta; Magnoliopsida; Brassicales; Brassicaceae.